Molecule: messenger RNA, 1288 nt
Organism: Spinacia oleracea (spinach)
Lineage: Eukaryota; Viridiplantae; Streptophyta; Magnoliopsida; Caryophyllales; Amaranthaceae
Product: protein HLB1-like
Exons: 13
Coding region: 1-1227 (408 amino acids)
Molecular function (GO): protein binding
Source: RefSeq, a predicted model, not a curated record
AUGGAUAACAACAAUGAUAAUGACAUGAUAGUCCGCACAGAUUCAGAAUCUGAGGCGGAAGCGCAACCGCGGUCGGUGGCAAGGUCACAGCCAAGCAGAGCUACGACCGCCACGAUCGCCAGACACCCAAUUCCAUCCCGGGAAGAGCUCAACGCGGCUAUGACCAUCAUGCAAAACUUCCUCUUCAACGAGAAGGAGCAAGGAUUGGGUUUAUUCAUAGAUAAAGAUGGGGCGGUGUUGGAAUUAGAGAAUGGUGGUGGUGGUGGUGGCGGUCGUGGUGGGGUGGAGCAGGGGAGCAAAGUGGUGACCUUUUCUCUGAGUUGUUCAUUUGACGUUCACUUAUUGUUGGAUGCCACAGAUUACUACGGAAAAGCUGUGCAGUUGAAUUGGAAUAGUCCCCAGGCGCUUAACAACUGGGGACUUGCACUGCAGGAACUCAGUGCGAUAGUCCCUGCUAAGGAAAAGCAUAACAUUGUUAAGACGGCAAUUAGUAAGUUCCGUGCAGCAAUUCAGUUGCAGUUUGACUUUCAUAGGGCUAUUUACAACCUCGGAACUGUUUUGUAUGGCUUAGCCGAGGACUUGCUAAGAAUCGGGGGAUCAGUCAGCCAUAAUGAUAUUUCGCCCAAUGACUUGUAUAGUCAGUGCGCUGUCUAUAUUGCAGCUGCUCACGCAUUGAAGCCAAAUUACUCGGUCUACCGCAGUGCACUGAGGCUAGUCCGUUCUAUGCUUCCUUUGCCCUAUCUUAAAGUGGGAUAUCUGACGGCUCCACCUCCAGGAAAUCCAAUAGGCCCCCAUAGUGAUUGGAAGCGGACACAAUUUGUCCUUAACCAUGAGGGUCUUUAUCAGAUUGUAUCCGAACAAAAGACAUCACGGCAGAGUCUUUCUAGCAAGCAAGUAGAUGGGCCAAAUAUAAAAAAUAGAGCCGUCAAAGUUGACAUCCCUGACAUUGUUUCAGUGUCAGCAUCUGCUGAUCUUACUUUACCACCUGGGGCUGGACUCUUCAUUGACACAAUACACGGACCUGUAUACUUGGUAGCUGACUCGUGGGAAUCUUUGGAUGGUUGGCUGGAUGCAAUUCGUUUAGUUUACACAAUUUUUGCUCGAGGUCUACACUCCGAGGAUUGCGCCUUAUGCGAGGAAUUUGAUGUGGUUCGUGAGCAAUGGGCUAAGUUUUUUACCAACAAGUAUUUAUUAUUGGCUUUAGCGCGCUUGAUCGAGUUGGUUUAGUUGUUAUAGAAUAAAUUUUAUAUUAAAAUGUAUGUUUAUGUUGAAAUUGGAACAUAUAUUU